Molecule: messenger RNA, 5448 nt
Organism: Chelonoidis abingdonii (Abingdon island giant tortoise)
Lineage: Eukaryota; Metazoa; Chordata; Testudines; Testudinidae
Gene: NOX1
Product: NADPH oxidase 1
Biological process (GO): superoxide anion generation; defense response
Cellular component (GO): NADPH oxidase complex; plasma membrane
Molecular function (GO): superoxide-generating NAD(P)H oxidase activity
Source: RefSeq, a predicted model, not a curated record
UUACAAUCUAAAUAGACAGUGGGGACACAGAGAGGAAAAAUUACUGUACAAGGUCACCCAGCUAAUCAAUGACAAAGGCAGGCACAGAAGAACCCAGGUGUCCCGAUUCCAAAUCUGGUACCCUACGCACAUGAGAUUUCUUGGUCUUCCACUGUCCUGAUCACUGUUGGCCUGAUAGCUCCAGCAGAAGUCAAUGAGAACUGCAGGUGCGCAAAUCAGGCCUAGAUGCUGCUGCUUCCUGAUCCUUAUCCAAGGUAGCAGGACUGCAGGUUGACUCCAAGCCCUGCUCCCUCAGUAGCAAAGCUGAGACAGUUUAAAUUAAACUGUUACACCUAUCCUAAUUGAACUGUGCAGUCAUACCCUCCCUUUUGUAUUUUUCUCAUAAAACAUCUGUGGCAGAGAUUUGGGGGGAGGCAGUUGGAGAACAGAAUUUGACUAGCAAACCAGACUACUGAAUCUGCUGCCUGCCUCCAGUGCUAUCCACUGCUUUGGAGGAAGGUGAAAAGCCCCAUACAGCACUUGGCCAAUUGUGGGAAGUCCUUUCUGCACAGAGCAGGGAGUGCAUUCUCCCACUUGCUCAGAAAUGACUCAUGUAGGAACUCUCUCCACUCCCAAAGAUCAAUUAGCCCUGGAGAGUACUCCCCCUUUUCCCUCCAUGCACACAUGAAUUCACUCAGCAGGGGAUCAUUUUUUGUGAUAUAAACACUUGUCAGUUAAGAACAAAUCAAAGGACAAACACAUUCUGGAUGGAUCAUCAGACAGCCACCAGAUUGUAACACACUACUGUCGCUCCUGAGCUGUCCCAGAGAGAAAGGCAGCAUAUUCCAUGUAACAGUCACUUGAGCCAUCUAGUCCUCCUGAUACUUAUUCUCCUGUCUUUCUAACAGCUGAUUGGGACAACACCAUCUACCCUGCAGAGUUCUGACACCACUCUGGAGAUGAAUCUGAAGGACUUCAUCUUUGGAGAAGUUCAAACUGGCUGCAAACUCCCCUGUUCAGGACCCUCUAUGACUGGCCAAACCAGAACUCUGACUCCAAACACCCCUGAGCUGGAUCUAAAUCUGGAUUUGAGUUUACUAGUUCACACCCAUUUCUGAUACAGACACCAGCUCUACACAUCCCGUCUCCUCCAUCUCCAGUAUUGCUAGCCCCAGGCAUUCAAAAAUCAUGAGUCAGCCCCCCCAUCAGAUUUUUCAAAGUAACAAUGUGGGGGAGGUCUUUUUAUUUGGUUUUUGAGCCAUCAUUCAGGUCACAUAUUCCAGCUUCUCUUUGCAAUGAUGUGGGCUAGAAUCUCUCAAGACCACUUGACUCCAAGGAACUGGGGCUUGCAGAAAAAUACCAAAUAGUGUGAAACUCACCCUGGUUUGGGUGUGCCCUAGCCUGGGUGCAUUGAAUGAAUGAAUAAAAGCUCAUGAAUAUUAUUCUGGAUAGACAAGGCUGGUGUUUUGCUGUGAGUGUUUCUUGGUAGAGCAGUAAGGCCCUUUCUGGGAAAAUCUAAGCUUAAAAAAAAAAUAAUGCUUAGCAUUUCCUUAAUGGAAAUCCAGCGGGGAAAACCCCUGCAGUUCCAUUCUCGUAGGCCAGGCAGGACUGCAAAUUCCAGAUCACCUGCCAAGCUUAUAAAACAGGUGAAACAAGUGAAACGAGAGACACAUACAGUCACAAACAGAUCCUGAGAGAUACAGAGAGAGAAAAGGCGAAUCUAUCUGGACACACAGGCAGCCAGAGAAGAGCGGUAACAGCACAGAUCCUUGUAGAACACCAAUGGGAAACUGGGUCGUGAACCACUGGUUUCCAGCUGUGGUGAUUGCAGCCUGGUUGGGCCUGAAUGUUUUCCUGUUUGUAUAUUAUUUCCUGCUGUUUGACAGAGAUAAGAAGUUCUACUACACCAGAGUGCUCCUUGGGUCUGCAUUGGCAUGGGCCCGGGCCUCUGCAAAAUGCCUGAACUUUAACAGCAUGCUGAUCCUGUUACCAGUGUGUCGCAACCUGCUCUCCUUCCUGAGGGGCACCUGCUCGUGUUGCAGGCGCACAAUGAGGAAGCAGCUAGAUCACAACCUCACCUUCCACAAGCUUGUGGCCUAUGCGAUUGCUCUGUUCACAGCUGUUCACAUCAUCGCCCACCUGUGUAACUUUGAGUGGUACAAUGACAGCCAGCAAGCUGCGGAUGGGAGCCUCUCCUCCAUCCUCUCCAACCUGCACCAAGAUGAGGAGAGUAACAAGUGGCUAAACUCCAUCCACACCAACAGCACGACUCCAGCAUAUGUAACAUUCACUACUAUCCCGGGCCUGACAGGCGUGAUCAUUACUGUGGCGCUGAUCCUCAUGGUCACCUCCUCCAUGGAGUUCAUCCGCAGGAGCUCUUUUGAGGUCUUCUGGUACACACACCAUCUCUUCAUCAUCUACUUCGCCGGUCUUGUUAUCCAUGGCAUCGCUGGUCUUGUUCGUGGGCAGACAGCAGAGAACUUGAAUAAGCACAACCCCGAGCACUGUGUGCAGGACCCUACACACUGGGGAAGAAACAACACAGAUUCCCACUGUGAAGAGCCCGAGUUUGAGAGCAUCCCAGCUGAGUCCUGGCAGUGGGUGCUGACCCCAAUCCUUCUCUAUGUCUUUGAGCGGGUCUUACGCUUUUGGCGGUCUCGACAGAGGGUCGUUGUUACAAAGGCUGUCGUACACCCAUCAAAAGUGUUAGAACUACAGAUGCACAAGAAGGGCUUCAGCAUGGAAGUGGGCCAGUAUAUUUUCAUCAAUUGCCCCUCUGUCUCGCACCUGGAGUGGCAUCCUUUCACCCUGACCUCUGCACCAGAAGAAGACGACUUCUCUGUCCACAUCCAGGCAGCAGGGGACUGGACAGAGAAUCUUAUUGAUACCUUUCAGCAGCAGAAACCAAAGACACCCAGGAUAAACGUGGAUGGCCCCUUUGGCACAGCCAGUGAAGAUGUAUUCCAGUAUGAGGUUGCUAUGCUGGUGGGAGCAGGGAUCGGGGUCACGCCCUUUGCCUCUGUACUGAAAUCAAUCUGGUACAAGUUCCAGCAUGCAGACCAGCAUCUCAAAACCAAAAAGAUCUACUUCUACUGGCUCUGCCGGGAUACAGGUGCAUUUGCCUGGUUCAAUGACCUGCUCGCCUCCCUGGAGCAAGAGAUGGAGAAAUCUGGCAAAACAGGUUUCCUGAACUACAGACUCUUCCUCACAGGCUGGGACAACAGUGUUGCUGGCCAAGCAGCUUUCAACUUUGAUAACGACACGGAUGUGGUGACAGGUCUCAAACAGAAAACCUCCUUUGGGAGACCCAUGUGGAGCAAUAUGUUCUCUGCAGUGGCAACUGCCCACCCCAGGUCUGUAGUGGGGGUGUUCCUCUGUGGGCCUCAAGCUUUGGCAAAGAGCCUGCAGAAGUGCUGCCAUCAGUACUCCAGCCUGGACCCUAGGAAAGUCAAAUUCUACUUCAACAAGGAGAACUUCUAAGCAGCAGGAACAUGGUGACUAUACUGUGACACACCACAACCUCCCAAAGAACAAUUAUCUGAUCCUCUACAGCUCCUUUUAAAACUGAAUCAACCUGGCCCUGCUGAGGAUGCGCUGACUGACACUACUGGGAAAUGCUGCCAUUCAAACCAUGUGUCUCCUACCUACUAAACUCAAGGAAGAAGUGAGCUUCCAAAACAACACUGCAUUCCUCCAAAGGAAGUGUCCUUUUGAGUUUUCCACCUUGCAUCUCCUUUAAAGGGGAGGGGAAUGGGUCUCCUUCACUAGAGGUCAACAGUGAUCUCACAUGCAGAUCAGAGUUGAAAUGGACUUUCUGGUGCAAUCAGCAUGAUCUUACAAAGUUUGAUUGUGGCACCUGCACAAGGGACUGAUAAAGGCUGAGACUGAUGAUUAAACUUGAUUUGGGCAUGGACAGAGGAAUUCCAGGAUGAUGGACUUGGGGGAAAUCUGCUGGGGAGGACAGAGGUAAUUUGUAGUUAAUCCAUCACAAAGGGGCAAUAUUCUCCAAUAAAUGUUUCUGUACAUGAAUAUUAAAAUAAACAAAACUUGCUUCCAUUGUAAAUAACUUGGGAUAAAACCCAACCCUGGUGAACCAUUCUGUUCAAUUUAAGAUGCAAAUGCAGAGCAUUUACCUAGUGUCUGAUGGUGUCUGUUGAACCUGUGCUCUGUCUGCGCUAAUUGUAAAGAACAGUAAUAAAGUCAAAUUGCCACCUCCUCUCCCAUCACAGCUGUUCUGUUUUGUGACAUUGUGAGCAUAUUCUGUCAUCCAGUAGCCAGAGCAGAAAGGUUUAACAAGCCGAUUGAGAGUGACUCACGGAAACGAAACCUGCCUGAAUGUAUCCUGAAAAGAAGAAAAUCAUAUUACCAGGAAUGGAAGAUAUCUUAAAUGAUACAGCAGCCACAGCUGAUCUGCCAGUUGAGAGCAAGGGGCUUAGCAAUCCACAAUGGCAUUUUUCACAUCAGGAUGGGUAGGACUGAAAGCUAAGCUACCCAUUUCAGCCCUAUAGGAGAUCUUCCACAGAAGGAUGUACACAAGUGUAAGGGGUGUUGUAGGAACAGUUGCACUGCAGCUUCCUUUGCUGCACCCAGUGGUGGGCAGAGUGCUCCAGUGCUGCAAUUCAGUGUCUUACACCAGCACACAAUUCACUGAAAGAAAUGCCCAAGACAAACUUCAAUCAGACAAGUGCGACAGAUACAUUUUCAUCACAGGUGCUUUGAUAAGGGUGCCUCAUAAAUCUUGCCAAAGUGACUGUGGCCUAAAUGUUCCCACCUGCCUGCUAUCACAAAAGACCUUACCACUUAAAUGGGGGGUUGCCACGAACUGUUUGAAAUGUUUUUUCUCUCACUGAUGGAGUGAACUGACAUGGUUGUUAAUGAAAGAAAAAUGACACAGAUGUGGGCAUUUUCAGUGGGCCCAGUUGGUGCCUGACAAGGUUUCCAGAUCAACUGGGACAUUCUUGGUAAGAGGACAUCUUCACCUCAUGCGCCUUUCACUCCUCAGAGGCCACAUGUAUAAACUCAGCAGAGCAGACAUAAUACAGACCCGCCUCUUUGUCCCACCACAGUGGUCAGGCUGGCCUAACUGUCCCUUGUCAUACUCCUCAGAUAACAAUUUCAGUCCACCAGCCUUCUCCAGACACGCCCAGUUUACUCAGUUUCUUCUGCCAGAGACUGCAAGUAAUAACGGCAGCAUCUCAACUGUUCAGCAAAUAGCAACAAGCUGCCUAGAGGGACCAUCUCUUUCUCCCACCAUCCCCUUUAGGAAGAGUCAUGUUGAGCACAGAUCAGCCUGUAAGAAACCUUCUGUGUGGUUAAGGGAAGAAGGCUGGGAAACAUGGAGUUUGGUGUCUGCAGGAACACAGUGACUAAUGAUCAAUCCUGGAGCCAGGACAUGUUGCACCAGAUGAAGGAAUUCCCUGAUUAUACUGGAGAGAGGCCAUCAUGCCUGGCCAGGUGAAGGGCUCACAC